CGUAGACUACGGCGGUACGGAAAAUCAUUCCCCGUUUUGGCGCUUCGGACACCAUAGCCGCAGCUUUGAUCUCUUGGACGAUAUUUACCUAAGCUUUCGUGAUAAUGCCUCAACUCACGGUCGCCGGUGGCCUUAUGGUCCUUGUGAAUAUUGGCUUUCUUGUAGCUGGCGCUCUGCUACUCCGCUUUAAAUCGACGCUCGAGGGCAGCGGCUGGGCUGAUGCUCUCGUGGGUACAGACUACGAGUCUGCUGCGGACAUGGCGACGACAAUGGUGCAGAUACUGGGAAUUUCGGCUAUAACUCUGGCAUUGGUGGGAAUCAUAGGCGCCAUCAUCCAGAACCGCUUGCUGCUCCUGUUGUACUCUGUUGUUAUGGUCAUUGCCAUGUCGGCGUUCGGUGUCCUGGCUGGCACAGCCUUCACAUUCAAGACCAAGAUGAAUGACUGGGAAGAGGCCACGUUCCCCGCUGAAGACCAGGAGAGCAAGCUGGCAGAGACCUUUAAUGAGGUGUACUGCUACGCCGAAGGGUACUACUAUUGCAACAACGCUACGGCACAGGAAGCCUACACGACCUUCUUUCCGAACGCCUCGACCUCACUAGUGGGUUUGUUGCCCAAUACAACUGGUAUCGUGUCGCUCUGCGACGAGCUUAACACCUCUGUGGAAGGCCUAUCGACGGUGUGCGAGGCCUGCAACAUGUCGACAAAAUACACUAAGUACGACAGAAUCCUCACCUGGGCUGAGAGCAAGUGUCCGAGAAAUGCAGUAACAGGACAAUGGUGUGCUUCGUUCCUUGCUACGGGAACCGCAGGUGCAAUUUACGAUGGUGCACCGUAUGGUCAAUGCCGCACCAUUUUUCUGGAUGUAGCCAUCGACUGGAGCGGCACCAUGGCAAUUGCUGGCUUGCUUGUUGCGAUCGCUGCUGCUGCCAUCGUGGCUCUGGCAUGUUUCGCUCGUCGCUCGAAGGGCUCAAAUGAGCGUCUUACUAAAGUGUAA
Phytophthora infestans T30-4 is the source of this 995-nucleotide messenger RNA. RefSeq lists its product as uncharacterized. The transcript has a single exon. Lineage: Eukaryota; Oomycota; Peronosporomycetes; Peronosporales; Peronosporaceae. The record is from RefSeq and is a predicted model, not a curated record. Gene Ontology annotation, cellular component: membrane. The coding region runs from base 105 to 995 and encodes 296 amino acids.